Messenger RNA from Aspergillus saccharolyticus JOP 1030-1, 162 nucleotides. RefSeq lists its product as uncharacterized. The transcript has a single exon. NCBI's taxonomy places the organism in Eukaryota, Fungi, Ascomycota, Eurotiomycetes, Eurotiales, Aspergillaceae. The annotation marks the transcript as partial. The record is from RefSeq and is a predicted model, not a curated record.
UUUCUUUAUAUUUAUAUUAAUAAUUUUAUUCUUUUCUCUAUAGAGUUUAAACAAUACCUUGUAUAUUUAGAGAAAUUUUUUAGUAAAUAUAAAGAGAUAUAUAUAAUACUAUCUUCUAAUAAGUUAUUCCUAGCCUUCCUUUCUAUUAAAAUCCUUGGUUAG